Messenger RNA from Polypterus senegalus (gray bichir), 3955 nucleotides. RefSeq names its product cholinergic receptor, nicotinic, delta (muscle) (gene chrnd). The record is from RefSeq and is a predicted model, not a curated record. Gene Ontology annotation, molecular function: acetylcholine-gated monoatomic cation-selective channel activity; transmembrane signaling receptor activity. The transcript is spliced from 12 exons. Gene Ontology annotation, biological process: monoatomic ion transmembrane transport; chemical synaptic transmission; signal transduction. Gene Ontology annotation, cellular component: synapse; postsynaptic membrane; neuron projection. Bases 337 to 1929 code for a protein of 530 amino acids. NCBI's taxonomy places the organism in Eukaryota, Metazoa, Chordata, Cladistia, Polypteriformes, Polypteridae.
UUUUGGGACCUCAUUAUUUGCAAUAGGCCAGUCAGUCCUCUUUGCCAGUAACAGGGUUACAGAGCAUUCAUUGGUGCAUAUGAAGUAGAAUAAUAGGGUGCCAGUUUCAUCUUAGAUGUGAUGGCCUGGGGCUCAUGGACACGAGUUGGGCUCCCUUCAGGCCACAAGCUGAGCUCAUUUUCAGCUACUGAAUCCAAAACAGGAAAUUCCGUAUCAGAUUUGGCUGUUUGUUCACCUGCUGCUGCACGUCAGUCUGAGGGUGGAGGGAAGCUGUCAGCUGGGACUCAGUGGCCCUGUCCUUCAUAACAGAGUGGGGAGCACAAGAACAAGGAGGCCAUGAAAGACGGAAAGCUGAGUGCGUGUGUUGCAACCGUAGCCAUAUUGGUGGUCCUCUCUGUGUCGGUCUGUUUAGCCAGAAAUCAAGAGGAGCGCCUCAUUACUCACCUCUUCAAACAGCGGGCAUACAACAAAGACGUGCGACCCGUCGAGUCUCAAGAACAGGCGGUGGAUGUCUUCUUGGGCCUCACCUUGUCAAACCUCAUCUCACUGAAAGAAGCGGAUGAGACGUUAACUACAAAUGUGUGGAUGGAGCAUGGGUGGUAUGACACCCGCCUCUCCUGGAACUCCAGCGAGUUUGAUGACAUACAUAUAUUGAGAUUGCCCCCCAGUAUGGUAUGGCUUCCAGAGAUCGUCUUGGAGAACAAUAAUGAUGCUCAGUUCCAGGUGGCUUACUACUGCAAUGUCCUGCUCUACUCAAAUGGAUAUGUCUACUGGCUACCUCCAGCCAUCUUCCGUAGUUCCUGUCCAAUCAAUGUUAAUUAUUUUCCUUUUGACUGGCAGAAUUGUUCUCUCAAAUUCAGCUCUCUAAGUUACAAUGCCAAAGAGAUCAACAUGCACCUGAAGGUGGACACAGAGACAGUGCCAAACAAGAGUUUCCCUGUGGAAUGGAUAGUCAUCGACCCAGCUGCUUUUACAGAGAAUGGCGAGUGGGAAAUUAUUCACAAGCCAGCCAAGAAGAACAUUCACAAGAAUAUCCCCAUGGACAGCAACAAGCACCAAGACAUCACCUUCUGCCUGAUCAUCAAGCGCAAACCACUCUUCUACAUCAUCAACAUCAUAACUCCUUGUGUGCUUAUCUCCUUCAUGGCCUCACUGGUAUAUUAUCUGCCAGCUGACAGUGGUGAGAAGAUGACACUCUCCAUCUCAGUACUACUGGCACAGUCUGUCUUCUUGCUGCUGAUUUCACAACGUCUCCCAGAGACAUCGCUGGCCAUCCCCCUAAUUGUCAAGUACCUGACCUUCAUCAUGUUGUUGGUCACAGUGGUGGUGCUCACCUGUGUUGUCGUAUUGAACCUGCACUUCCGCACGCCAAGCACUCAUGUGAUGUCAGACUGGACUAAAGAGUUCUUCCUAGAGCGACUGCCACGGAUCCUUCACAUGUCUCUUCCUGCGGACGAAGCAGAUGCUGGGCAAUGGAAGGGGGCACUGCAGCGCAGGAGCAGUUCACUGGGGUACAUUUCUAAGGCGGAGGAGUACUACAGUGUGAAGUCCCGCAGCGAGCUCAUGUUUGAGAAGCAGUCUGAGAGACAUGGGCUGGUCAGCCGGAGUACACCUGCUGCAGCUUACUUUGACGAAGAUGGUGAGAAGACUGAUGUCACAGAGCAACUCUUUACAGAGAUAAAACCAGCGGUGGACAGUGCAAACUACAUUGUGAAGCACAUGAGGGACAAGAAUGAUUAUAAUGAGGAAAAGGACAACUGGACCCGGAUUGCUCGUACAGUCGAUCGUCUCUGUCUCUUCCUGGUGACUCCAGUCAUGAUUCUGGGAACAGUUAUCAUCUUCCUCAGAGGAAUGUACAACCACCCUCCACCUUUGCCCUUUGAGGGAGAUUCAUACAAUUACGAUUCAGAAAACCAGCGCUUCCUGUAGAACUGCUGAACCAAAAUAUCCUUCAAGACUUGGUGGUUAGAAGUUGAUGAAUAAACCAGUAAAUUCCAGGGCCAGAAUUAAAGGUUAAAUAGAAACAGACAAAAAAGAGACAGAAAGGACAGAUGUGAAUCAAUAAGUGGAUAUUAUCACACAAUAUGAUGACUAGAAAAGUAAAGAUCUGACUGUGGGGGCAAAACCUGUGAGAGAACUUGAAAGAUGUUUAUGCUCCUUAUAGCUAUGUUUCAUGACAAUGAAUAUUGACUGGAUCAGACGGGGGCAUUUAAAACUAUAGGAUACUGGUAACAGAGCAGAUUAGACUAUAAAAGGGUACAGAAGACAAGAUCAGACUCCUUGAAAUAAAACCGUUACAUACUGGCAUUGAGUUUAAAAGGUAAAAUUACAAGACUACACAGGUGAGACUCUGAAAGUUAGCAAAACAGGCUACUGACAUGUUGCAAAGCUGGCUUACCGGAAGGCAGAACAGGGACAGACUUCCAAAGGACAGAGUCUCAGCAUAAAGAACCUUCAAUAAUCUGAAUCUAAGAGGGCAGAGUAUAUUGACAUCUGGUAGGAUCGGAAUCUUUGAUUCUAAGAUCUUACUUGAUUGGAUCUUACAUGAUCAGAUUCAUAGUGGACACCGCUACAAGAAACGGAUAAAUCACAAAAUUAGACCCCUGGACAGUAGAGCGGCAGUAUACCGAGAUCUGAUUGGAUCAGACUCCUGGAGGGUGGAGCUAUACGGCACUAAAACCUUAAACAAAUCAGAUUCUUAGAAGGUAAAAUGGUAGGUUACUGUUACUGGAAAACUGAAGGAAAACAAAAAUACAGGGUUCUGAGAACUUACAAAAUGAAGGAGUGGAGUAGGUCCAUAAGAUCAAACAGGAUUGGACUACCAGAAGGUAGCAAUACUGAGAUUUGACAGAAUCAGAAUCAGCUUUUGAAAUACUACCACCUACUAAGAUCUAACAAAAUAAGACCUACAAACAAGAAAGAACGGCCAAAAGAGAAUGAUAGGCCUGAAAAACUGCAAUCUAAGUAGACUGCCAUUACCUAGUCUGUGCACCAGGCACUGGAAUUUCAUAGUAAUCUUCUGGUGUCUUUUCUUAUAAGUGGCCUUCUGGUAUGCUUAGCACAGAUUUGUCUUGCUUGAGUAUAUGGUAACAGCUGACAAUGCAGUGGACAGCUGUGUCAGACUCAGGCUCCCAAAAUAACUUUCCAAGGCACAAAACGGAUUAGAAGGACAUGUGCAAAGACCCUCCACUUUAGAAAACAAAGCAAAUAACAGAAAGAAAAUAAGUUUGUCACAUCUUAGGUCUUUGUCGUCUAUGAAAAAGACAGGCAAGAUGAAACCUAAGCAUAUACUAGUAGGGACUCAUCAGUACUAUGAAAUCUUUAACUGCAUCUAAUGAAGGUUUAUUCAAAGGUAUGAUUAAAAAAAAACCCUCCAUUUAACAUAGGCACCCUCCGAUUCUUUGUGGAAUGUUCUGCUCUGGAUUCUUUAAAUAGCUUUGGCAGGAACAUCUGCAGUGGCAAGCAGAGGAUGUCUCCUUUGUGUUUUAUAUGUUCCUGUCAUUAGAUGUCUCCUCAAACCAACUGAAAAGCAAACCAAACCCCUAAAAAUAGUUUUUCAUGUGCUGGGCACAUGACCCAGACUGACCAACAGUGCAGGCGACUGGAUACAGACGUCGACUCUCAUGAGAUACCUUCAGUCAUAAGUGACUACUGAGUUCUGCAUCUGUUGUCAUGAUUUGCUUUCACUAUUUUGCACCUGAAAGAUGGGUUUUAGCCAAAUUUAGGUCCACGGCUUCAACCUUUUUGGGAUGUGAACUGAAACCUGCUGUUGCCUGGGUUCACAGUUAAGAUGGAGCUGGUCUGCAGCAUGUCAAUGACUUUUCUUUGAAACUGAGUAUUGACACUAGAGAAUACCUGGAUUCAACUUAUGUUGUUUACCACCAAUGGAGUGAAAUAUGAGUGUAGACCAAGCCUAACUUAAUUAAAAAACUAACUACAAACAUUUUUAAAUGGA